Molecule: messenger RNA, 1003 nt
Organism: Helianthus annuus (common sunflower)
Lineage: Eukaryota; Viridiplantae; Streptophyta; Magnoliopsida; Asterales; Asteraceae
Product: ferritin-4, chloroplastic
Exons: 8
Coding region: 75-815 (246 amino acids)
Biological process (GO): intracellular iron ion homeostasis; iron ion transport
Cellular component (GO): cytoplasm
Molecular function (GO): ferrous iron binding; ferric iron binding
Source: RefSeq, a predicted model, not a curated record
CAUCAUCUUCUUCAUCACUCACUCAAAACCCUUCAUUUCCCCUGUUCCAUAACCUCACAAUUCCUCUAACUACAAUGCUCCUCAGAGCCCCACCCACUCUCUCUUUCUUGACCCGACCCACCUCCAAUGAAACCCAGUACCGGUCUCUGCCGCCGUCCACCGUCGUCUGUGCGGCGACGAAGGGUGGGUCUUCAAACCAUGCCCCACUUGCUGGGGUUGUCUUUGAGCCGUUUGAGGAGGUGAAGAAAGAACUUAAUCUUGUACCUUCGGUUCCUCAACAGUCUAUUGCUCGCCAGAAAUAUGCUGAUGCGGCUGAAGCUUCUGUUAAUGAACAGAUCAAUGUUGAGUAUAAUGUUUCCUAUGUGUAUCACGCUAUGUAUGCAUACUUUGAUAGGGACAAUGUUGCUCUCAAAGGCUUAGCCAAGUUCUUUAAGGAGUCUAGCGAAGAAGAAAGGGAACACGCUGAGAAGUUAAUGGAGUACCAGAACAAACGAGGCGGGAAAGUAAAGCUGCAAUCGAUUAUAAUGCCAUUGUCUGAGUUUGAUCAUGAAGAGAAAGGAGACGCUUUGUAUGCAAUGGAGCUUGCAUUGUCAUUGGAGAAGUUGACAAAUGAUAAACUUCUAAACCUCCAUGAGGUAGCCAAUGAGAACAAUGAUGUGCAUUUAGCUGAUUUUGUGGAGAGUGAGUUUCUUGGUGAACAGGUUGAAGCAAUUAAGAAGAUAUCCGAGUAUGUUGCUCAACUAAGAAGAGUCGGCAAAGGGCAUGGUGUUUGGCAUUUUGAUCAGAUGCUCCUGAAUGAUGGUGCUGCUGCUUGAUGGAUUAAGUGCUGUUUUAGUUGUAGCUUUAGAGAUUGUGGGCGAUUUAAGUUGUCUAAGUCCUUUUGUGACUUGUUAUGCUAGUGACCGGUUAAAACUGGGUGUGAAUGGUAUGCGAAAUCUUGUGGCUUGAUUGUGUCUUUCUCUUUUGUGUUAUCGAGUUGGCUCGGUCUUUCUUGGUGAUUUUA